AUGGUAGAUUCAAAAUCAAGAAGCCGCAAGUUGCAGGUUCGUCGCAAGAAAAAGUCACUAUUUAUUUUCAAUAAUCUGACGGACGAACUCCUUAAUGAAGUCCUCAUCAGACUAACAAGCAUCAAAGAAGCAAUUCGUUGCAAAUUGGUUUGCAAACGCUGGCUUUCUCCAAUCUCCUCUGAUUACUUCGCGACAACCUCUUCCGUUCACAAUCGCAAUAAUGAUAAAACUACGCUCCCCUUUACUGUUGUUUUAUAUAAUCGAAAAAACUACGUAGGAUAUGAAGAGUUUUUGCAUGGUAAGGGUUUAUCAAGGCGUGUGGAAUUAGGGUUUCUCAACGCAGGUCGGCCCGAUGAUCAUUUAAUUAGUCUAGAAGCAUCAUGUGGUGACUUAAUAUUAUUCUCUGGUGGAAGUAAAUACUCUGUUGUGAAUUACUGCAUCUGUAACAUUCUCACUAAGCAAUGGAUUGUUCUUCCUCCAACUCUGUCAACAAAAGGGAUUUUUGGUGAGAGUGUUGGGUUCUUGUAUGAGCCUUUGGAUAAUGAUGAUCGGCGCAAUAAGUAUCUGGUGUUACGAUUUAUUCCUUGUGAUUCAAGGAAUUUAAGGUUUGAUGUCGAGAUAUUUUCGUCUGAUAAGGGAAAAUGGACCAAAUUUGUUGCUAUGUCUCCAUGGAUUUUGAAUAAUCUGAGUUUUAAGACUCCGGUUAUUGCUUGUGGACGGAUGUUAUAUACAUUGAAUUAUGGAAUUAGUGCUACGCGUAAUUGUAUUGUCGCGUUUGAUCCAUUCACUAAUGAUCCUGAUGCUCAACUUCUACGCGUUCUUGAUUUACCACUUAAGGUUCACGACAUUCUUUGGUCUGGCAAUUUGGGAGUGUGUCGAGGUCGUCUACUGUUUGCUCAAAUAAGUUUGGAAUCAAUUGGAUGCCCCUGUAUAAGUGUAUGGAAGCUUGAGGAUUACAAAACGGGGGAAUGGACAUUGGUGUACAAGAGAGUCCCUACAAACAAGGCGUUAAGAGUCCUCUCACUUCAGUCGUGA
This is a messenger RNA of Nicotiana tabacum (common tobacco), 1035 nucleotides long. RefSeq names its product putative F-box/kelch-repeat protein At1g15680. Gene Ontology annotation, molecular function: protein binding. Lineage: Eukaryota; Viridiplantae; Streptophyta; Magnoliopsida; Solanales; Solanaceae. The record is from RefSeq and is a predicted model, not a curated record.